Labeo rohita (rohu) is the source of this 2108-nucleotide messenger RNA. It is a transcript of the gene kcng4b, whose product is annotated as potassium voltage-gated channel, subfamily G, member 4b. The record is from RefSeq and is a predicted model, not a curated record. NCBI's taxonomy places the organism in Eukaryota, Metazoa, Chordata, Actinopteri, Cypriniformes, Cyprinidae. Gene Ontology annotation, cellular component: voltage-gated potassium channel complex; membrane. Gene Ontology annotation, biological process: protein homooligomerization; potassium ion transmembrane transport. Gene Ontology annotation, molecular function: delayed rectifier potassium channel activity. The transcript is spliced from 3 exons. The coding region runs from base 405 to 1997 and encodes 530 amino acids.
GUUUCGGAGGACACUGGUGUUAGAUAAUCGGUUUUAGCAUUUUUUUCACUCAACAUUUUUUCCCCAGGCGCUUAUGUUAGGGAUUCAGAGUGAUUUUUAUGAGACAGGCAGAUUAUUCCUGUCCAUCUGACAAGGGUGCUCAGUAAGACACACAUGAGGAGCUCAUGGCAACAUUUAACUGCAUUGAACUUACUUUCAAGAUGGGUCGAGGAACUUCAACCUAUGAACUUCUUAAACUUGGGUUCUACACCUUCCUAAAUGACAACGUAUUGAGUAAAAACGUUUAGAGCGUUUCAUUAGGAUGACAGAAUCCUUCACAUUUUAAGCAGUUCUCUGCCAGCUCCAGUGCUUUGUUACCUGCUUAAGUUACACAUACUACAUUCAAUUCAUCUCCAAAUGCCACCAUGCCCAUCAUCAGCAAUGCCAACCAUGACUUUAGCAAUCUCUCAGUCAGCACAGAUGACAGCAGCCUUGACCUGUUUUUCUCGGAAAUUCCAGAGACCGAAACCAUCAAAGGUGUGUACUUUCAACGGGCCCAACAACUACACAGCAUCUCGGCCUUCAGAGAUGUUGACCACAGUAAACUAGCCCUCAUCAACGUCGGAGGAGAUCGCUACACAUUUCCCUGGAGCACAUUGGAGCAAUUCCCACUCACACGUUUGGGACAGCUAUGUCACUGCAGCAGCCCCGACGAUAUCGCUCAGCUUUGUGAUGAUUAUGAUGAGGCCCGGAGAGAGUACUUUUUUGACCGGAGCUCUGUGGCCUUUCGGGUCAUCUUAAACUUCCUGGCUGCAGGGAAACUGAGGCUGCUGAGGCAGGUGUGUGCUGUGUCACUGUCUGACGAACUCACCUACUGGGGCAUCGACCCCAUUCACAUGGAACGCUGCUGUCGGCGUAAGAUGUUGUCCCGUGUGGAAGAAGUGGGAGAGAAGAAAAGGAAGGAGGAAGAGAGGAGGCAGAAAAGGCUAGCCCUACAGAGGCCUCUAGUACAAGAGAAGGGCUACAUCUGGCUCAUGAGCCGGCUGCAAGAAAUAGUGGAAAACCCUCAUUCUGGCUGGCUUGGGAAAAUCUUUGCAUGUUUCUCAGUUGUCAUGAUUGCCGUGACAGUCAUCAGCUUGUGUGUCAGCACCAUGCCUGAUCACGACAACAAGGGUGAAUGCUCCGAAAAAUGUCGCAACAUAUUCAUAGUGGAGACGGUGUGCGUGGCCUGGUUCUCCAUGGAGUUUUUGCUGCGCUUCCUGCAGGCUCAAAGCAAACUACAGUUUGUUCGAAAUCCACUUAAUAUCAUAGAUGUCAUAGCCAUUCUCCCAUAUUACAUUUCUUUAGUCGUUGACGGCAAAGAUGAAUCUGAAGAAUCCGAGCUUAACAGUGGCGCUGGUCGUGGAUAUUUAGAUAAGCUGGGUUUAAUUCUGCGAGUCAUGCGUGCCCUGCGCAUCUUGUAUGUGAUGCGACUGGCACGACACUCGCUGGGCCUUCAGACGCUGGGACUUACGAUACAACGGAGUAUGCGAGAAUUUGGACUCCUGCUUCUCUUCCUCUGCGUGGCUGUAGCUCUUUUCUCACCUCUCGUACAUUUGGCAGAGAAAGAAUUCACAAAGGACAAGCCCACUGGGCCCCACAGCUUCAGCAGCAUUCCUGCUUCCUAUUGGUGGGCUAUCAUAUCCAUGACGACAGUUGGCUACGGUGACAUGGUACCACACAGUAUACCUGGCCAGGUUGUUGCCUUUAGCAGUAUACUGAGUGGUAUUCUUAUCAUGGCUUUUCCAGCUACAUCUAUCUUUCAUGUGUUUUCUCGCUCAUAUCACGAGCUGAAGCGUGAACAGGAAAUGAUUAGUAAAGAAGAGCGAGUAGCCAUCUUGGAUGCAAAUGCUAAAGAGGACGCCCAGAGGGUGCUGGAGAGGCGCUCUUUUGCUUGGGACAGCACUAACAGUAAUAGUCUACACAAGGGCAAUGGCACAACUGCCAGUCAGCCAGAUGCAUGCUGCAAUGACUUCUGAUCUAUUAUUUGCAUGUCUCUUCAAACUUUGUUGGAUUUCUUAUUUUCUACAUGUGAUUUGAAUCUGUUGGAAUGAGAUUUCUGUGAUAUAAAUAAUUAUCUCUACCAUUAA